Molecule: messenger RNA, 1185 nt
Organism: Laccaria bicolor S238N-H82
Lineage: Eukaryota; Fungi; Basidiomycota; Agaricomycetes; Agaricales; Hydnangiaceae
Exons: 9
Coding region: 1-1185 (394 amino acids)
Molecular function (GO): iron ion binding; heme binding; oxidoreductase activity, acting on paired donors, with incorporation or reduction of molecular oxygen
Source: RefSeq, a predicted model, not a curated record
AUGUGGCGAAGGCACCGCCGUGCCUUUCACGAACAUUUUCACGCGAACACCGUCCAUAAAUAUCUACCAAUCCAGGUGAAAGAAACUCAAGCCUUACUCCGUCGGCUUCUCACGACACCGCAAAACUUCAUGCAUCACAUCCGACAGACUUUUGCAUCAACCAUUAUGAGUGUCACUUAUGGCCUACCAGUCUUGGAAUCUGACGACCCCUAUAUCACUUUGGCUGAGGAGGCGCUGCAAAGCGCUGCCGAGGCUGGCAUUCAGGGGACUUUCUGGGUGGAUCUGCUCCCAUUCUUGCAAUAUGUGCCAAGCUGGUUUCCUGGAGCUGGCUUCAAGCGGAAAGCUGCUCACUAUGCCGCCAUACAUGCCGAAGUGGCCAAUCAACCCUUUAAAAUUGUACAAACGAAAAUGGCGGAGGGAACGGCGAUACCUUGCGUUCUGACGUCUUUGUUGGAGGAUUUUCCCGGAAACGAAGAACUAGGCCGAGCGGAGGAAGAGAUUAUCUCUCGAAAUACCGCUGCGAUAGCAUACCUUGCUGGAGCCGAUACUACCGUUUCAACCGCUCAAACUUUUUUUUUGGCCAUGGCGAUGUAUCCGGAAGUCUUGCGAAAGGCACAGGCGGAAAUCGAUGCAGUCGUCGGAAUAAAUCGCCUUCCAGACUUUAACGACCGCCCAUAUCUGCCAUACGUAAACGCAAUAAUCAAGGAAACGAUGCGUUGGAAAUUGGUUCUUCCCCUCGGUUUUGCACACAUGGCUACUGAGGAUGAUGAGUAUGAUGGAUACUUUAUUCCAAAAGGUACUGCCGUCAUCGGAGCUGCAUGCUACGUUUUUCGCAUACUUUUGCACGAUCCUGAAGUAUUCGAGGCCCCCGAAGAGUUCAGGCCGGAGCGCUACCUUAAAGAUGGUCAAAUAGACCCAGGCGUUAGGGAUCCAGUAGUCGCGGCCUUCGGAUUUGGCAGGAGGAUGUGUCCUGGCAGGUACUUGAGCGACAAUUCUCUAUAUUCUAUCGUCUCGUCUGUCUUGGCGGUAUACAAUGUCAAUGCGCCAGUGGAUGAACUCGGAAAACCUAAACGACUUGAGGCGAAUUACACAAGCGGGUUUCUGUCAUAUCCCCUACCUUUCAACUGCACAAUCGAGCCUCGCUCCAAAGCUGCUGAAUUUCUGAUUCGAGGCCUCAAUGAUUGA